AUGGUAGAUUUCUUCGUAAAGUUUAAACAAAAAAUAUCCUCACACCCAAUCUUUAAUAUUACUAGUAAAAGGAAGAAGAAAAAGAAUAAAGAAGAAGAAAAUAUUAUUUUUUCAAGUUCAACUUUUCCUAAGAAAACUCCAGUUAUUACCAUUAAAGAUAUCCAAGAAUGUAAUAGAAGACAAUUUGGUUAUUCAACUAAUAAUGGCAUAGUGGAAAUAAUAUCGUAUUCAAACAGAUCACAAGCGGAUUUUUGUAUAAAUAAUAAUAAAAAUAAUCAGGAUUCGAAUAGGUUUUCAUUUCAAACGUCCUCUAUUUAUUUGAAUAAGGAUAAACCACAACAAGAAAAAGAAAAUCUGAUUAAGACAGAACCAAAUAAAUUUUGGCACACUGUUAAUAAUUUAUUGAGAGAAACAGAAAACAUAUAUAAUGAAAUAUGUUUGACUUCAAAAUUGGCAACUGAUCCAUUUGAUAAUUUUUCAAUUCAGUUAGAAAAUACUAUAUGGGAGGACGACAAAACUACUAUUUCUCCAUAUUCUUAUUUUAAUCAUACUAUCUUUCAAGAAACAAAUACCAAAACAAUAGGUGGUAAUAACCAGAGUUAUAACUACGCAUAUGGAUAUUUAAAUGAAAUAUUAGAUUUAUAUAUUCAGGAAGAAGCAGUAGAAAGAAAUAAAAAGUUAUUGAAUGUUGAAUUACCAUCCUGCCAAAUAUCGAGUGGUAGUACACUGGUACUUAACAAAUAA
Arxiozyma heterogenica is the source of this 744-nucleotide messenger RNA. RefSeq lists its product as uncharacterized. The coding region runs from base 1 to 744 and encodes 247 amino acids. The transcript has a single exon. NCBI's taxonomy places the organism in Eukaryota, Fungi, Ascomycota, Saccharomycetes, Saccharomycetales, Saccharomycetaceae. The record is from RefSeq and is a predicted model, not a curated record.